AUGGACGAACUCUUGGAUCGAGCGCUGCGAAAGAUCGCCCCGGAUGGGCGGAAACUGGGUGGCGAGGAUUCGAUGAGGGUCCGUGCGGGUCAGCCACCGGGUCAGACCAAGGAGCACGAUCAAGGGCGGUUUCCAUGUAAUGCACCAGAAAGGCAGAAGAGGCUCCAAUGCAGGAUGCAGAAUGGGGUGCACCAUCCAGAAACGCAGGGGACCGCGAAGAUGCAAGGCGGCGCCGAGACUGUGGCCCAGGGCAUUACGGGGGCGCGCAUUUUAAAGAGCGGGGCCAUUGAAUUGCGCACGACGCUGUUGGUCGCGGGUUUUCUGAUUGGUCCAGGUGGCAGUUCGAUUCGAGACAUCGUGGCAAGGACAGGAGCGGAAAUCUCCUCGUGGAGCAUCAAGAAGUCUGCCGCACCAGCAAAGGAGAGGCUGCGUGUUUUUGUAAUCGGGGGCUCCCCAAAAGCGGUCAGGGAGGCCGUCGCCAUUUUCCUCGGCGCUGUGUCUCGAUACAAGGACCUUGUGGAGGGGAAACAUGCAGGCUACAUGGUUGACGUCCUGCAGCCCGUUGCGGGGGUCGAAUUCGUCUACCUGCCGCCACCCAAGAACAGGGUGCCCCACGCCGCGGGCGCCAAGCUGCCGUGCCUCUGA
Ostreobium quekettii is the source of this 645-nucleotide messenger RNA. The record is from the annotation of a GenBank genome assembly. NCBI's taxonomy places the organism in Eukaryota, Viridiplantae, Chlorophyta, Ulvophyceae, Bryopsidales, Ostreobiaceae.